This is a messenger RNA of Oryctolagus cuniculus (rabbit), 2982 nucleotides long. RefSeq names its product leucine zipper protein 4 (gene LUZP4). Lineage: Eukaryota; Metazoa; Chordata; Mammalia; Lagomorpha; Leporidae. The record is from RefSeq and is a predicted model, not a curated record.
UCCUGAUAGGACACCUCUGGGACUUAGCAACAGGGAAAAACAAAGCCUCUGAUUGGGGAACCACCUAGUUAAAAGGCUCUGCCGGAGGUGAGGGGGCGCCACUCCAGCUGCCGCUCGCAGCAGGUUGCACUCGAGCGGAGGAGAUGGCGUCGCUUUCGACCCUAGCACGUUCUGGAAAGGUGCAGGCAAAUCCUAACGAGAAAAGGCUGACACUUCUAGACAUGUCUCUAGAUGACAUUAUAAUCCUUAAAAAUAUAGGACUCAUAAAAAAGAAAGAAGAUAGACAGAUCGAUGGAGGUUCAAGAUGGCGAUCAUACUCUCAUAAGUAUCACUUGCAUAGAGGAUACCCAAGAUUCAGAAACAACUUUGAGGACAGAAAUCAUAAUAAAAUAUACCAUGAGAUGUCUGGAUUCAGAUUCGGACAAAACCUUUUAAACAGGCUGCCUUCAACUGAGCAGGAGCAGUACAGUGACAACUAUAAUUUCCAUUUGAAGAGGAAUUACCAUCAAUCAGAAGGACAUCAAGACUACACAGAAGGAAACAGAAUUGGAAGAAACGAAUUAGAGGGAUCUAAAUACCAUUUAGAGCGACCUUAUGUCCCUGAGAGAUAUCAUAGCCAAUUAGAGAUAUAUUAUGGCAAUUCUGAGAGAUUUCACGACCAAUACCAGAGAUUCUAUGGCCAAUAUGAGAGAGCUUGUCAACUAGAUUGUUAUUAUGGCCAUUCAGAGAGGUUUUAUGGUCCAUUUGAGAGAUACCAUGGUCCAUUUGAGAAUUAUGACCGAUCAGAGAUAUAUGGCCAAUCUGAAAGAUACUAUGGCCAAUCAGAGAGAUUUUAUGGUCAACCAGAGAGAUUUUAUGAUCAGUCAGAGAGAUAUUACAGCCAGUCAGACAGAUUUUACGGAGACUAUCCUGGCCAAUCAGAGAGAGGUUACGGUUACUCAGGGAGAUUUCAUGGUCCCUCAGAGAGAUGGUAUGGUCCGUCAGGGAGAUUUCAUGGUCCCUCAGAGAGAUGGUAUGGUCCGUCAGGGAGAUUUCAUGGUCCAUCAGAGAGAUAUCAAAGAUACUCAUCAUUAGGAAGAUUCAGAAUGCUACGCAAAACCGAGUUCAAAUUUGACAGGUAUUUUGUGACAAACAGAAGGAAUGAUUACAUUCAGAGAAAGAUGCAGCAAAGGAAUAUGAACCGCAGGAUAGGACUGCAGAAAGAGUCCUACGGAAAGGGGUGCAACUCUAAUGAAAUGGAGCGCAACUCCCACAAAAGUGAGUGUCACUCCUGCAGAGGUAAGCGCCACUCUCAGGAAGGUGAGCGCCACUCCAGCAAGGGUGACCACCACUCCCACGAAGGCCACUCUCGUGAAGGUGACCGCCACUCCCAGGAAGGUGAGUGCCACUCCCACGAAGGUGAGCGCCAUUCCCGCAAAGGUGGCCGCCACUCCCACGAAAGUGACCACCACUCCCACGAAGGUGAGCGCCACUCCCGCAAAGGUGGCCGCCACUCCCACGAAGGUGAGCGCCACUCCCGAAAAGGUGGCCGCCACUCCCGUGAAGGUGAGCGCCACUCUCGCAAAGGUGACCGCCACUCCCGUGAAGGUGAGCGCCACUCCCACAAAGGUGAGCGCCACUCUCGUGAAGGUGAGCGCCACUCCCACAAAGGUGAGCGCCACUCCCAUGAAGGUGAGCGCCACUCCCGCAAAGGUGAGCGCCACUCCCGCAAAGGUGAGCGCCACUCUGAGGAAAAUGAGCACCACUCUGAAGUAGGUGGACAACACUCUGAUAAAAACAGGCAACACUCUGAUAAAAAUGAGCCUCACUCCGAGGCAAAUGAGCGCCACCCUGAGGAAAAUGAGCACCUCCCUGAGGAAAAUGAGCGCUAUCCUGAGGAAAAUGAGUACCAUCCUGAGGAAAAUGAGCGCCACCCUGAGGAAAAUGAGCGCCACCCUGAGGAAAAUGAGCGCCACCCUGAGGAAAAUGAGCACCAUCCUGAGGAAAAGGAUCAACACUCUGAGGAAAAGGAAAGCAAAUCUGACGAAUACAAUGCAGGAAAUGAAGGAUCUCAGAGACCUGGGAUUAAAGCUUUACUCCAGAAGACUGAAUGUAGUGGAACCAAGAAUUCUCUGCACCCGCCCAAAAGAGUACACUUCAAAUUCGAGUUUCAAGCACUAGGUAAUCAGACUAAGCUGUCACUCAAUGAGAGAUUCUCUAGUCUGAGAGCUCAGAAGAAACAAGAAUCAUUAAACUAAUGAUGACCAAAAUGUCCUUCCUCCUAAAGAUCUGUUAACACGAAGAUUGCAGUGAAUUAUGUUGAAGAGUGUAUACGAUACUCUCAAUACUUAACUUCUUGUUAUCCUUGUUAAAGUAUUUUCCUUUGUAGGUUUUUAUGUGAGUAAUCCUAUUGCAGUGAAUUAUAUUGAAGUGUGUAUAUUAUACUUUUUCAGUACUUAGCUUUUUUUAUUGUUAUGAGUAACCCAAAUGUAGUGACUUAUAUUGAAGAGUAUAUAUGACAUUCUUUCAGCACUUACCUUUGUUAUCCUUGUUAAAGUAUUUUUCCUUCGUAAUUUUCCAUGUGAGUAACCAGUGAAAACUAAGUACUUACAUGAAAGAAAAAAGAUGUUUAGCUUUGUUUGCGUGAAAGAGCAGGAAGAUGAGCAAGAACAAGUGCAGUUUACAAUGAGAUUCUACAAACCAGCAAUGUUUUCAGAAUUACAUUUCUUUUCAACACUAGAGAAUUGGCAUCUAUGGCCAAAUUUUUUCCUUGAGCUCUGGAAUCUAUGUAUGAUUCUUGAGAAGGCUCCAUUUUAUCAGUAAAGCAAGAUAAUUGACAGGGGUCUUUCAUGACCAAAUAUUCUGUGUCAGAAAAGUAAGAUUGAAUUCUGUUUAUUAAAAUGCUAAAUUCGUAUCCUAAUGUUUACUUUUGAUAUGAAUUUGUAAGAAUUAUAAACUCUUCUCCUGUUAUUUUGUGUAAACAUGUUAAUAAAACUUAAUUGA